Molecule: messenger RNA, 327 nt
Organism: Cylicostephanus goldi
Lineage: Eukaryota; Metazoa; Nematoda; Chromadorea; Rhabditida; Strongylidae
Source: the annotation of a GenBank genome assembly
AUGCUGAUAUCAACAAGCGUCUUGUUACUUCUAUUCGUUUAUACUACAAAGCAAGACUCACUAGAAGAUCCUAGCGCCUUUGAGGAUUUAACAGAUGAUUCGGGAACCCGACAUAGAUUCAAUGGACCAUUGCCGCCUUUACCUGAUAUGACUGGAGUACGACGAGUGGAGCCAGGACCGCCAGGUAUCAGACCACCAGCCGGCUUCAUCGAAGAGCUAAAAAAUUUUCAUGAAGAGAUGGGGGUCGUUUCCAAGCAUGGAAAGAAGAGAAUAAUGGGCGUAUCGCGGCGUAAACCCACAAUGGACGAUUCUUUUGUAGAUGCAUAG